AUGUCGUCGCUAACAAAGAAUUCCAAUGCGGCCCCCAGGUUCCGACAACACGUUGGUUUUGACAACCUACCCGCCGGCGAUUCGACCAAGAACAACACGUCCUCCUUCACACUCCAUGUUAAACAUCAGGGGUACCAGCCAUCUCGAAGGUCUCGUACCUUUAUGGUGGGCGUGGACGAGCAUGCCUAUUCCGAUUAUGCGCUGGUCUGGCUGCUAAACAACAUGGUCGACGAUGGAGACCAGGUAGUAUGUGUGCGCGUCAUUGAGAAUCCAAUCCGCCCAGGGGAGAAAUCCUACCAGGAGGAAGCGAGGAAGCUGUUGCAAACCAUUCAAUCCAAGAACGAGCAGAAUAGGGCUAUCAGCAUUAUUCUCGAGUGGGCCGUUGGAAAACUGCAUUCUACUUUCCAGAAAUUGCUUCAUCUCCACCAACCCUCGAUGCUCGUUGUCGGCACAAAGGGCAGGUCUCUUGGCGGAAUCCAGGGCCUGAUGAACACGCGCAACUCCUUCUCAAAAUACUGCCUCCAGUACAGCCCUGUCCCCGUGGUCGUUGUUCGACCAGACGACAAGCGACUUAAAAAGAAGGAGAAACGUACCCACGAUCCGAACCGACAGAGCUAUGCUGCCAUGCUGGCGUACAACGACGGAAAACACGAAGCCGACGGUGACGCAAGCAGUCUUUACGAGAUGGAAAAGAAUAUUUCUCCGGACGAGGAGGCACACCGAGUGGCUGCCGCGAUUGGGUUACCAGCAGCGUUCGAUCCCACCAUCAAACCGUACGAGCCUAACAAGCCUCGCUACCGACGAACAUCUCCGCCCUCUGCUCCUUCUCCCACAGCAGCCGGGACAACCUUCGUUUCUCCGUCACAGACGGCGCAAGCGAACGAAAGUGGCGACGAAGAUACGGGCGAGGAGGAAGAUGAGUACGAGAUUGAGGCGGUUUCGGGCGGCCAACUUCUAGCUGCAGAUGAACGGAAGAAAUUGGCACUUGAGAGAGAACAAAAGAAGCGACUCCACGCUAUGGAAGUAGGAGAAGCCGCUGCCCUGCUCAAGUCAGGGCAGUCAGGGAAAUCAAGGGAUUCGGACGACGAGGAUGAAUGA
Neurospora tetraspora is the source of this 1098-nucleotide messenger RNA. RefSeq lists its product as uncharacterized. NCBI's taxonomy places the organism in Eukaryota, Fungi, Ascomycota, Sordariomycetes, Sordariales, Sordariaceae. The record is from RefSeq and is a predicted model, not a curated record. The transcript is spliced from 2 exons. The coding region runs from base 1 to 1098 and encodes 365 amino acids.